Sugiyamaella lignohabitans is the source of this 312-nucleotide messenger RNA. RefSeq lists its product as uncharacterized. Bases 1 to 312 code for a protein of 103 amino acids. The record is from RefSeq and is a predicted model, not a curated record. NCBI's taxonomy places the organism in Eukaryota, Fungi, Ascomycota, Dipodascomycetes, Dipodascales, Trichomonascaceae. The transcript has a single exon.
AUGUCAGACCAAGGAGUCGGUCCAAUUAUAAGAUCUGUGGAGCUCGCAUGGAGAUAUCCAGUUCGAUUCCCUGAUACUAUCACAGUAGUACAUAAGCUGGAGCCAGUAACUGAGAAGGAUAGAUUCAUUCUCAAGGGAGUAGUAGUGAGUCACAAGGCCAAGAAAGUGGCUGCCAGAAUCUCUGAGACCAUUGUGACAGUAGACUAUAGCAAGGGUGGAACUAAGGCUCCGAUUCCAGAAUAUAUUUUAAAAGUGUUUGACAAGAUUCUUGUUCGUCAGAAAGAAGAAGCUCCAAACCUCGCUUCUCAGUGA